Molecule: messenger RNA, 5947 nt
Organism: Spodoptera frugiperda (fall armyworm)
Lineage: Eukaryota; Metazoa; Arthropoda; Insecta; Lepidoptera; Noctuidae
Gene: RhoGEF2
Product: rho guanine nucleotide exchange factor 12
Exons: 38
Coding region: 286-5478 (1730 amino acids)
Biological process (GO): G protein-coupled receptor signaling pathway
Cellular component (GO): cytoplasm
Molecular function (GO): G protein-coupled receptor binding; guanyl-nucleotide exchange factor activity
Source: RefSeq, a predicted model, not a curated record
CUUUUUCGACAGCAAGCAAAAUGGCCGCAACUCAUUGUGAUACGACAGACGUGUUGGAAUUUUUGCGUGAUGUCGUGUGUUUUUUGUAGUAAAUAAACAUUAUUGUUAAAGUGGCGUGUUCCUUACUAUAGUGUUCAGUGGUAGUGCAUGCUGUGUUCUCCCCAGUGAUCACGUUGUGAUUAAACAUCCAUCUAAAAAGGUGUUUUCUCUGUGUUUUGUGUCUUGUUUUCGUCUGUAAACUUACCCUGACAUCUGUUUUGGAUUUAUGUUCACUUGAAUACGGUGAUGCUGGGCGGGGCGGGGUCGCCGGGUGGCGACGACUUGCUCACCGUCACCGUCGUCCGAGAUGAGAAUGGAUAUGGCAUGAAAGUUUCUGGCGAGGACCCCGUAUACGUACAGUCAGUAAAGGAGCACGGCGCGGCGUGGCGAGCUGGACUCCGCUCCGGAGACAGGAUCCUGCGCGUCGACAACGUGCCAGUACAUCACCACACACACCAACAAGUCGUGCAUAUGAUACGAGCGAACCCAUCCACCGUGUUAACAGUACAGCAGAACUCUUCGAGACAUAAAACGCCGAUCACAGCACCAGUGCCAGUUAACUCGGAGAAGCAGCGGCAGCUGGAGGUGUCCAAGGUGCACACCGUGCGGCUGAUGCUGGAGCAGGAACAGAAGUUCAUCAGGGAUCUCCGCAAUGAACUUCUAAAAGUUCCCGACGUGAGAAAGCAAGCUCAACUGGAAUCCGCUCAGCAGCGCUGCUCCAAACUACAACAUGAGAUCGACACGAUCAUGGCCGGACAGCCGGGCUCCCCCGGCCCCGGGCCGCGGCCCAAGCAGGCCGAGCGCGGCGGCGCGCAGCCCGGCGGCUUCCUCAGCGGCCUGCCGCGCUCGCUGUCCAACCUCACGGGCCAGAGCCUGCGCAACCUGCGCAACAGCCGCGCCAAGCAGGCCGAGCCCGCGCCGUCCCCGCCCGCGCCCGCCCCCGCCCCCCUCGUGCGCCAGAACUCGGACGACGUGGCGCGGCGCCGGCCGCACCCCCACCAACACCCGCACACGGUGCCGCUGGUGCCCACCACGUGCCUGGACAACGUCACGCCGCCGCCGCUGCCGCCGCGCUCCACCGACCGGCCCAAGCGGCCCAGCAUGAGCCCGCCCCUCAACCCGCUGGCCAAGCCCAAGCCCGGCCACAGCUCGUCGCAGAAGUACUACGGACGCUACUACGGCGAGCAGUUCGCGAUGCACCAGUCGAUGCACGAGCACCGCCGCUCGUCGCACUCGCUGGACGGCUCGCUGGACGGCGACCUGGACGGGCCGCAGCCCAACUCCAUCGCCAUGCAGAUGAGUUACCCGCUGGUCAAUGUGCCACCGCCGCCGCUGCAGACGGACAACCGGACAGGCGUGCCUGUGUUACACAUGAGGAGUCGCUCGUCUCCCGAACAACUCGACACUGACUUGAAUAGAUCAAGUCUAGUAACGUCUCCGCUGGCGCGGACGGCGCGGUCCCCGCCCGACACGGGCACGCCGCCCCCGGGGACUCCGCCCCCGCCCUACCACACCAACACACAGCCAUGCGCAGAUCCACAGAGAGCCAUCAUCUCGAUGGAAGAAGAUGACUCACCCGCAUCGGACACAUCGACGUACUCCGGUUUAUUCUCAAACCUGCGAUCAGUACGGGAAUCGAAGGCGCGCACAGCAGUACUGCUCAACUGGCUGCUGGGAGAGAGGAGAUGCGCCUGCGCAUGUCUACUGCUAGUACUAACGGACGGGUACCGCAGUGCCAGCGGGGUGCAGACCCACACGCUGCGCCGCUGGGCGUACGAGAUACACUCCACCUUCCUCGUACCUAACGCGGUUCUACAGUUGAGCGGUGCAGACGAGAAUAUGGCGAAUGAAAUCGAACAUGUUUUAGUUAAUGAAUACGAAAAAGAGGAGCUCCUCCGCAACGUGUUCCGCAAGGCGCGACAGAAGGCGAAGGACGAGCUGAGCCAGCAGCUCACGGAGUUCCAGGUCAAGCGGCAGGUCGGGCUCGGCACGCUCUACGGGCCCGAGGACAGCGUCAUCGACAAGUGCGAUGUCGAUAAGGCACAGGAGCUGGUGGUGGUGGAGCAGUUGAUGUGCGGUCAGCUGCGCGCGGUGUGCGCGCUGCCGGCCGGGGCUGCGCACGCGCACGCCGCGCCGCCCGCGCACGACGCGCACGCCACGCUCGUCGCCGCGCUCGUCGCCGCCGCGCUCUGUCUGCACUGCAGGCCCGCGUCAGUAGCAGCAGCCGCAGGCGGGGCGCGGGCCGCAUUCCUGCAGCGCGACAAGCUGUACAAACAGCGGCUGAAGCAGCUGGGCAAGGCGCAGGCCGGGGUGGUGGUCCGCGGGCACCACCUGGCGGCGCAGGCGCUGACGGCGGUGGCGCACUGCCACCAGUGCGGGCUGCUCAUCGCGGGCGUGGCGCCGCAGGCCUACGUGUGCAGCGACUGCCAGCUGCGGGUGCACCGCGCCUGCGCGCGCCACGUGGACGAGGCCUGCUGCCUCGACCACCAGCCCGACUCGCACAACAACAGGAUCUCCCGGUUCAUGGAGCGGAUACAUGCUAAUAAUCAGCCUAAUAAUGUAGACACAAAUGACAAGAAAUCUAAGAAGACAGCGGCGACGACGCAUUUUCUCAACAUGGAAAGAAGUGUACGGAAAACAGAGGAUGACCUGCCCUGGGACCAAACGCUGACUCCCAUCAUCGGAGAGUCGCGGCGCGAGGGCUCGACAGACGAACCGACAGCACCAGACGGUGACGUAGACACCAGCGAUGCUAACACCAAGGAACCUGACAAGGACAACAAUUGGCGGUCCCCGGCGCCAGGUGGCGCGCGCGGCGUGAACCGCGCGGAGAGUUGCCGCGAGCGCGACGCGCCGCGCCGCGGCAAGCACCGCAACGCCAGCGACCCCAACCGGCUCACUGCACACAACAACCAUGACCUGGAGCCUGGCGCGGCUACCGCCCCCUCCGGCAGUUCCAGCAGCUCCAGCCUCUCCUCCAGGAGCAAUGAGAGCAACACCGUCGCUGCUGAGCAGCAAGCGUCUCAGUCGGACUGGUCGGAGGAGGAGGAGCCGCUGGCGGCGCAGUGGGCGGACAGCCUGCCGCCGCACGUGCUGGACGGGCUCGACCUCUCCGCCGCGCUGCGCAAGCGGCAGGAGGUCAUACAUGAACUGAUCGUCUCGGAAGGAUCCCACGUGCGCUGGCUCCGAGUGCUGGGCGGAGUGUUCCUCCGUCCCCUGGAGAGGCACGCGUCCCUCCUGGCGGCGGAGGAGCUCCGCGCCUUGUUCCCCAACCUCCCCGCCGUGAGGGAGCGACACUCCCGCCUCUACUCCGACCUGCGGACCGCCAGGAAUGACGCAGGGAACCAUGUUGUACAGAUCAGACCUGUUGCUGAUGCACUCUUGAAUACGUUGGGAGACUCAGGCUACGCGCUAUGCGUGUCCAAGUUCUGCCGCGGACAGCGCAUGGCACUGGACGCGCUGCGCGAACGAAGGCGCAAGAGUAAGGAACUGCACCAGUUCCUCGCUGCAAGGGAACAGCAGCCGCUCUGUGGCAGGCUGCAGCUCAAGGAUAUGCUGGCUUGUGUCUGGCAGAGGUUGACAAAAUACCAGCUCCUGCUGGAAGGUAUCCUGAAGACGGUGGUGGAGGGCGAGGAGACGGAGGAGGACGUGGCGAGGUUGCGGCGAGCUCACGAUGUCGCCAAGGACGUGUUGCACAGGGUCGAUACUGCUAUCAGAACCGCUGAGAAUGAACACAGACUGCGCACAAUCCAGAGUAAGUUAGAGAUUCGAGUCCCGAGCGCGAGCGAGUGGGACGAGCUGCGCCGCCUCGACCUCACGCAGCAUCGCCUCACCACCGAGGGGGACCUCACCCUCCGGAACGACUCCUCCAAGAGGAUCAAUGUACUCGCGCUGAUGCUGGAAGACAGCCUGGUGCUGCUGCAGCGGGAGAGUGACAAGUUCGUGCUGAAGCCCAUCCCGCUGCCCAGCCAGUCGCUCAUGCUGUCGCCGCUUAUCAAGUGGGACAAGGUUCUGUUCCGGCCCAACGCGGCGGUGCGCAACACAUUCUUCCUGAUGAACAUCAACGGAGUACAGAUGCACGAACUGUCUGCCAACUCCGCGCCCGAGUAUGCCUCCUGGGUGAAGCACAUCCAGGAAGCGCCGCUGGCGAAGCUGACAGAGCUGAAGGCCACCAUCCCCACGCAACACGCGCACUCGCGCUCCGCUGACGACUCCGGAAUAAACGUAUCCCGCAACCCAUCGGACGCUUCAGAGAAAUCAUCGUCAACGGCCCCCGGAGACGAACCGGUCGAACCGGAGAAGGACCGGACCUCUGUAGAGAGGACAUCCGCCGAACGAGAGGACAAGAGGACAGAGGACGACAAGAGGAACACUGACGUUGAGGACAGGAGUUCUACUGAUAAGGAGGCUGAGGUUACUGAGAAGGAGGAUAAGCAUAAGCCCCGGCGCCCGACCGUAGGUCGCAUCAGCACGCAGGCCCCGCUGGGCGCGGCGCUGGAGUCCCCCGUGGCAGUCACCGUGCGGCCCCCCGCCGCCGCCGCCGCGCUCACCGCGCACCGCGUCUACACCCACACUGAGCGCCUGCGCCGCCUGGACUCAGUGAUCGCGAAGGCACUGCGCGCGAAGUCAUCGAUAGUGGGUUCGGUGCUCGGCGUGCCGCCGCAGAGCUACGCGCAGUUCGCAGACCUCGCCGUCGCCGACGCAUUGGGAGAAGUUGACGUAUGCGGCGAGCUGCGGUCGUCCCGCGGCGGCAUGUCCCGCAGCAGUAGCGUGGACGACGACGCGCCCGCCACCGAUCUACACCAACUGCUGCUCGCCGCGCACGCGCAAGCGACCCAGUUGACCCGCUGCCUGCAGCGCGCGCUGUCGGUGUCGGAGGCGGGCGCCGUGGCGGCGCGGGCAAGGACCGGGCGCUGCGACUCCUGCAGGCAUAACACACUCACGCACGCACAUACUGAAUCAUUCGAAAUGCUAUCCGGUCCGGAAGAUUUGGACGUACCUACGGACGGACCCGCAGCGACCCCCAACGUGGGACCCGCGCCAGUCCCCGCCGUGGGUGCCGUAGACCCGGUGGACGCGGAGGUGUUGGAGAAGGAGAUGUCGGAUGCACUGGUGGAGUACGAGCUCCCGCUGGACUCCAGUGGGUGCGAGGACAAUAUGGAAGAUAUGCUGGAGUACGGUGGCGGCGCCCCCCAGCUGGCGACGCGCGUGCUGCGCGUGUCGUGCGGGCUGCAGACCACACUGUCGCGCGCGCUCGCGGAGCUCGCCCCGCUGGCCGCCGCCACCGCCGCAAGACAACACGUCGCCGCGCUCCGCGACCUCAACGACGCACUGCGGGCGCGGACCCUGCAUACUGACCUCCACACGACAGAAGAGAUCUCCAUCCCCAAGGCGGGACUGGACCCCUCUAUACAGGACCAACCAAGUAAUGGCGGGUGAUCUACCAGCCUGUAAGGACAGUAAGCGAGGACCCGACGUACUGGCGUAGUGAUACCUCACUAACAUUGGCUGGCCCACGACGGACACACUAACACGCGACACGACCCAUCAACUAAUGCCUAGCAGUUCCCGACAUCGUCGCCACAUAACAAACAAACAAACAUAUUUUUAUAUAACUGUCUCCGUGUGUUAACCAGCACGACAACUUGUAUAUUUUGUAAUAAUAAAUAAUUAUUAUUUUAUCGUUACAAGUGUAAGUACUGCAUUAUUUAGUAUUAUCCAUUAUUAUUCCAUACGUAAGAUGUUUAUGUGAUCGACUAGAUAGUAUCUUAUUUGUUAUCGUAUCUCGUCAUCUCGAUGUUCGCAAAGAUUAAGUUAUAUACGUUAAAUGUCUGUAAAUAAUAUAAGUGGUUGUAGUAUAUAAGUGACAACUAUGCUGUAUCAUUUAUUAUAUAUGAUUUUGUGUAUA